Molecule: messenger RNA, 4423 nt
Organism: Ornithorhynchus anatinus (platypus)
Lineage: Eukaryota; Metazoa; Chordata; Mammalia; Monotremata; Ornithorhynchidae
Gene: TAF1D
Product: TATA-box binding protein associated factor, RNA polymerase I subunit D
Exons: 15
Coding region: 142-3501 (1119 amino acids)
Biological process (GO): regulation of DNA-templated transcription
Cellular component (GO): RNA polymerase transcription factor SL1 complex; nucleus; nucleoplasm
Source: RefSeq, a predicted model, not a curated record
CAUCCGUGGUCCCCGGGCAAUCCGCCCACAUCCGCGCCCCGCGAGCCGCCAUCGGGCCGGGCGCCGUCCUGGCCGCCCCCGGGGGGCCCGCGGGCCAUCAGUGGGUUUUAAGCAUCAAGAACAACUCAUGGAGUGAGGAAUAUGGAGAACGAAUCGACCCCAGGGAAAGCACCUAGGCGAAAUGAAGAUGGAGGAUUUGUUCCCUCGCGUAAUUCAUUAUCGCGAGGGAUUUCCUCUAAGAGUGUCUCCGGCCAAGUCAUGCCAGUUGUUUCAACCAUCUCCUUGGAAGAGAGCAAUGGAAGUAACUGCUCUGACUCGGGGAGCAGCUUGUUUAGAACGCAGAGUGCUGCUGCCUUACCCAAGCGACGGCUUCGAAGUCAAAGCUCGAGAAACUCGAUUAAGUCCGUGGCAGAGAAACCCGUGGCAGACUCUUCAAGUGAUUCCUCUUCCGAAAUGAGGCUCCCGUAUGUUUUGAGAGCCGACUUUAAAUGCCGCCAAAAAAGGAAAUACAGAAAGAAAAAAUAUAAGCCAACAGGAAACCCAAGAGGAAGACCAAAAGGAACCAGGGGGAUCCUCAAUAUCCACACUACACAAGAACAGAAGAGGCUCUUUGGAGACAAAGGCUUUCAAUUUCCAUUAAUACAGAGAGAGCUCCGAAAGAAACAGUUACCCUGGAAAAUGAUCUUAACUUACGAACAAGCUGUUGCACGGGGAUUUUUCAACUACAUUGAAAGGCUCAAGUUUGAGAAAAGUCUCAAAGAGGCCUUGAGCCAACUAGAUACCGGGGAAGAUGUGGAUAAUGAAGAACUUCAUAUGCGCGGCUAUAGAUAUGUGGAUGACGAAGGAGCGAUUUCUCCUAUAGAGGAGUUGAAUGCGGAGGAUGGCGGUGACUCUGAUGAUCCAGAUCGAUGGGAUGCCAGGAUAGUGGAGAAUAGUUGUUUCAUAUUAAGUACUAAAUUCCCAAAGAAGGAAAAGGGGAAGAAGGUGGAAGUGGAGUGGCACGGGCCAGCUGCCCCAGAGGAGGAGAAAACCGUGCCCGGAGACAGAAGGUCCAAGGGAGGCGAGACGAGGGCGAAACCCACCCAGGAGCCGAAUGCACGGGAAACACCGCGUGUGCUGAGCGGCGAGGAAGUAGCCCCGAGCCAGAAGAAAAAGGAGGACCAGCCCGGAAUCCCAAGAGUAGAACCACAAGAGUUCCUUGAAGAGCAAGGAACAGUGCUUCCCAUGAAAGAUCCUAAAUCAGAUAUUCCUAUCGACGAAGAGGAAGUGCUCACUGAAAAACUAUCUGAGAAGGAAACACAGAUUAUGCCAAACGAGCGUAAGCCCACAGAUCAACCCGGGGUUCAGGCAACUCCGCUGAUGGAGGUGGAAAUUGCCCCAAGGAAAAAGAAAAGGCGAAACAAGGAGGAGACCAGAAGUAUUUGCGUAGGACAGGAUGAGCCAAUGGAAGGAGAAAACGCGAUCAUUCUAAGGAGGGCUGAAACUAAGACGGUACCUAAUGAAGAGGCGGACGCUUUGACCAGAAGCUCAGCGUCUCAGAAGGGAGCAGUGAUCUCAAGGAAGAAAAGGCUCAAAAGCAAACUUGUGGAUCAGUCAAAUGUAGAUGUGGAUGGAGAACAGGAGGUGCUAACAGGGGAAACAGACUCCAGGAGGAAGAAAAAGGAUUGUGGUUCUGGAGCUGUGUCCCCAGAACAGAUGGAAGAAGGUGAAACAUUGAUUGCCUUUUCUGGAGAGGAGGCAUCUUUAUUGAAAAGCCAACCUGAAACAAUCCCUCUUUGUAGAAGGAAGAGGUCCCUUGGUGAACCUGGAGAACUGCACAGGAAUGGAGCUGCAGAACAGAGUGUGCUAAGCGAGGAGCAUGGAGAAGUAAUACCCAAGAAGAAGAGAAAGAAGAAAAAAAAUUGGGAAGUGGGAGGUGCAUAUCCAGAACAGAUGGGAGAUAGAGAAACACUGAUGGCUCCCGAAAGGAUGGAAUCGAAGUUCAUGCUUGCUGGAGAGGAGGGAUUUUCGGUCAUAAACCAAAAUCCCGAGGAGAUCCCGCUCAUUAGACGGAAGAGGCCCCAUUCUGAACACAGAGAAUUCAUGCACUAUGAAGCGAUUUCAGAGGUGAGUGGAACUGCAGAACAGUGUGUGCUGAAUGAAGAGGACGUAGUACAAGUAGCACCCAAGAAGAAGAAAAAGAAGAAAAAAAAUCAGGAAGUGGGAGAUGAAGAAAUAGUGAUAGUUCCCCAAAGGAUGGAAUCGAAGUUCACGCUUACUGGAGAGGAGGAAUUUUUGGUCAUAAACCAACAGCCCGAGGAGACCCCUCUCAUUAGAAGGAAGGGGCUCCAUUCUGAACAUGGAGAACCGAAGCAGUAUGAGGCCAUCUCAGAGGUGAAUGGAGGUGCAGAACAGAGUGUGCUGAACGAGGGGGACGUAGCACCCAAGAAGAAAAAGAAGAAAAAAAAUCGGGAAGUGGGAGAUGUUUAUCCAGAACAGAUGGGAGAUGGAGAAAUAAUGACAGUUCCCAAAAGGGCGGAAUCCAAAAUGGUGCCAAAUGGAGAGGAGAGAUUUGUGGGGUUAAACCAGCAGCCUGAGGAGACCCCUCUUUUCGGAAGGAAGAAGUCCCUUUGUGAACCCGGAGAAGUGCAGGUGAACGGAGCUGCGGAACAGAGUGGGCCAAGUGUGGAGGAAGCACCCAGGAAGAAGAGAAAAAAGAAAAAAAAUCAGGAAGUAGGAGACGUGUAUACAGAACAGAUGGAAGAGGGGGAAACCCUGAGAGCUUCCCAAAAGAUAGAAUCCCAAAUGGUGCCAAAUGGAAAGGAGAGAUUUGUGUUGUUAAACCAGCAGCCUGAGGAGAGCCCUCUUUUUGGAAGGAAGAAGUCCCUUUGUGAACCCGAAGAAGUGCAGGUGAACGGAGCUGCGGAACAGAGUGGGCCAAGUGUGGAGGAAGCACCCAGGAAGAAGAGAAAAAAGAAAAAAAAUCAGGAUGUGAGAGAUGUGUAUACAGAACAGACGGAAGAGGGGGAAACCCUGAGAGCUUCCCAAAAGAUAGAAUCCAAAAUGGUGCCAAAUGGAGACGAGAGAUUGGUGGUGUUAAACCAACAGCCCGAGGAGACCCCACUUUUUGGAAGGAAGAAGUCCCUUUGUGAACCCAGAGAAGUGCAGGAGAAUGGAGCUGCAGAACAGAGUGGGCCAAGUGAGGAGCAACCCAGGAAGAAGAGAAAGAAGAAGAAUCGGGAAGUGGGAGGUGUGUAUACAGAACAGAUGGGAGAGGCAGAAACCCCCAUAGUUCCCAAGAGGAGGAAAUCCAAGACUGUGCCAACUGAAGAGGAGGGAUCACUGUUCAUAGACCAACAGUCUGAAGAGGCCCAUCUCUUACCUGGGGAACUCAUGCAGAAUAAAGCACUGACCGAGGCGAAUGGAGCUGCAGAACAGCGUGUGCCGAGACAGCAGGAAGCAGUAGCCAAGAAGAAGAAAAAGAGGCGGAAAACACAGGUAGACCAACCUGCAAAUUGCUGAGGGAAAGUUUGAUUACUCUCCAGGGACCUAAAUCCAAGAACACAUAUGGCUAGAACAGCAUGGGCAAACUGAGGAGGAAGGGGAAUCAAAAGGAUGUUGGAAGGCCACUGAUGCAGAGCAGUUUCCACAGAUUGAAGAAGCUGAACCUUACCAAGAGAGGGCCAGACUUAGAGAUGAGAUGUGACUAAAAAUGGAGAGCCCUCCAGAAGGGCACGUGCAAAGAGAAGAGACAGGUCUAAAGAAAUUGUAAAUUCAUAAGAAAGCAUGCAGAAAACACAAGGGCGGAGAAUCAGAAAUUUAAAAUCUGACAACCGAAAGGAAGAAACCCUCUAGAGAAAGGAAGCAGCAACAUCUAGAAAAGCCAAAAGUACAGGAAACAACCUCUUCAAAGAAAUGAAGACGAAGAAAAUGCAUUAAUUCAGUAUUUGCCUGUUAAGGAAUCAGAAACCGGAUGAUGUGAGAACCGAGGUUUGCUAAGAACUGCCGGCCGUUGAAGCUUGAAAGACCAGCACUGCAGCUGGCUUUAGAUGGAUUGAAUGAGAUUUGAGUUCAUUGCUAGUCGCAGAGGGUCAUUUGAUUCUAAUCAAGCUCAAGUUUGAAGACCAAAACAAUCUGUUACGUGGGACAGGUAUUUCAGUUCAGUGUUCGAGUACACCGGUAAUCUACUACUUGGUUAUAUACUGGAAUCCCUUGGAGAUGGCAGAGAGAUCGGAAGAAAGUAAACAAUGAUAUUUACAUCAGCUCAAAGCAUCUGAACCUGGCUGGAAAUGGAGUACUGUGGCAGGCUUGUGGACAAGUCAUGCUCCCCUGUGUGACGAACAUGGUGCUAGAGUUUCAAGGUCACCAGGGCUGGUGCGUUUGUAGAGAGCAUCCCAAACUCUUCGAUUAAUUAAUAAAAUUUAUUGUGUUGGUUAAAAUUUUA